Molecule: messenger RNA, 873 nt
Organism: Cladocopium goreaui
Lineage: Eukaryota; Dinophyceae; Suessiales; Symbiodiniaceae
Source: the annotation of a GenBank genome assembly
AUGAUGGCUGAGGGCAUGUUGGACCGUCCUCUGGACUUUGUGGUGAAUUGUUUGUUUUAUGUGGACCUUGUCUUGAACUUUUUCUUGAGCUACAAGAAUGCCAAGGGCCACGAGGUGGUUGACCUGAGGCUCACUGCGAAGAACUACCUGAGGAGUUACUUCCUGCCAAACCUCAUCGCUUGCAUUCCGCCACAGCUGAUCGAAGCGUUCUUUUCGGAGGGCAUGUCCCUGGACAGACGAAACAGGCGAGGAGACAUUUUGGAGGUGACGCGCUUUAGCCGCUUGCAGCGCAUGUCGCGACUAGCCCGGUUGGUGCGGUUGAUCCAGCUAUCGAAACUGAUCCGAUUCUUGGAUGAGAGUCCAAUGGUGGCUCAAUUCAGGAACCUUCGUGGCGUACGGAUACUGAACUUGUUUUGCAUGCUGUCCUGGGUAGCUCACAUGGUUUGCUGCGGUUGGUAUCUUUGCGCCUCCCUGCAGACUGCCGUCCCGUACCAGGACACCUGGCUUGGAAUGCGCAUUGCAGACGCGUCCGGUGGCAACUUAGUGAUACGUGGCGAUGGCAGUCCACAAACCCCGGAGGUCCAGUGGCUGCAUUCUUUUUACUUCGUGCUGACUGUUUUUACGACAGUUGGCUUCGGUGAUAUGUCUGCCUUCACUCCCGCCGAGAUUGGGUAUGUGUGCUGCACCAUGCUUCUAGGGGCAAUUGUCAACAGUAUCAUUCUGAACGAAGUCAUCAGCACCUUGACACGAAUGGAUGAGCAUUCCUCACGGGUGGCGCAGCAGAUGCAGGUCGUGCAGGACUUCUCCGAUCACUGCGAUCUAUCUCGGCCCUUGCGGAAGCAGUUCCUUGGAUCCAUGUCAGACAUCGGGUGA